Molecule: messenger RNA, 2824 nt
Organism: Epinephelus fuscoguttatus (brown-marbled grouper)
Lineage: Eukaryota; Metazoa; Chordata; Actinopteri; Perciformes; Serranidae
Product: cytochrome P450
Exons: 9
Coding region: 409-2019 (536 amino acids)
Biological process (GO): glucocorticoid biosynthetic process; cortisol metabolic process; C21-steroid hormone biosynthetic process
Cellular component (GO): mitochondrial inner membrane
Molecular function (GO): monooxygenase activity; oxidoreductase activity, acting on paired donors, with incorporation or reduction of molecular oxygen; heme binding
Source: RefSeq, a predicted model, not a curated record
UUAUGAACCGGGCAGUUCGUGUUGUCUUCCUCCUCCUCCUCCUCAGUGUACCCUGCCUCAGCAGCUGUCCUGUCUGUGCUGCAGCAGGAGCUCAGAGUUUAUUAUAAAGUUUAUUCUGAUUCAAAUGUCCCAGAUACGGUGCUGUACCUGCGCGGAGGUGAUUCUCCCAUAUUACUAACAUGUAUGAUCAACAGGUAAGCGUGUUGUAAGUUCACCUUUGUCCUGCUGCAGUUUAUGAUCUGUUAUCAAAGUCCACACUUGUUCUCAGAGGCUGGAUCUGUAUGCCUCGCGGUGCCACUGCAAACAAAGAGCCAUUAUUUCCACCCUGCGGCCCCGCACAGCGCACACUGACGCAUCCCGGAGCUGACGCGCUUCUCUCGGCUCCUGCACACAGACUGCGCCGGUAACAUGUUCCGAAACACGCUGCUGACCGGACUGAGACUGAACCGACGGCAUCAUGACGGGAUUCACAGAGUCACAGCCGGACUGAGUGUGAGGAUACAUGGAGACAUCCACCACCGAGACGCAUCCACCUCCACCUCCUCCACCACCGUGAUGGCUGACAGACUGAAGACUAUGGAUGAUUUAGGCGGCCCGAGUCUCCUGACCACCCUCUACUGGCUCUUUGUUAAAGGCUAUUUCCAAACGACGCAACAGAUGCAGAUCGAGCACAGCAGGAUGUACGGCCCUCUGUGGAAGUCAAAGUACGGCCCUUUGGUCGUGGUGAACGUGGCCAGCGCCGAGCUGAUAGAGCAGGUGCUGAGGCAGGAGGGGAGACUCCCGGUCCGGACAGACAUGCCCCACUGGAGGGGCUACAGAGAGCUCAGGAACAAGGCCCACGGCCCCCUGACUGAAAUGGGGGCCAACUGGCAGCGCAUCCGCAGCAUCCUGAACCCUCGGAUGUUGAAACCCAAACACGUCUCGUCCUACUCCAACACCAUCAACGAUGUGGUGACAGACUUCAUCGCCAGACUGGCCUGGCUGAGGGAGACCAGCGGCGGCGGAGUGAUGGUCAACAACCUGACGGAAGAACUCUACAAAUUUGCUUUUGAAGGGAUCUGCUCCGUGCUGUUUGAGACUCGUAUGGGCUGCAUGAACGAGGUCAUGCCCGAGGAAACCCAGAAGUUCAUCUUUUCCGUGGGGGAAAUGUUCCGCCUCUCCCCCAUCAUCGCCCUCUUCCCCAAGUCCCUCUGGCCCUACAUGCCUUUCUGGAAGAAGUUUGUGGCGGUCUGGGAUCAUCUCUUCAAAGUUGCUGAAGAUCUGGUGCAGAAGAAAAUGGAGGAGAUCCAGGAGAGGGUGCACCUGGACCAGAACGUGGAGGGAGCGUACCUCACACACCUGCUGCUCAGCGAUCAGAUGACGGUCACUGAGAUCCUGGGGAGCAUGACCGAACUCCUGCUUGCAGGAGUCGACACAACCUCCAACACCAUCUCGUGGGCUCUGUACAACUUGGCGAAGGAGCCAGAGAUCCAGGAACAGUUAUACCAGGAGGUGAUCAGUGUGUGUCCGGGGAACAAGGUGCCAAACAGUGAUGACAUCGCUCAGAUGCCGUACCUGAAGGCCAUCAUCAGAGAGACGUUACGGUUGUAUCCAGUGGUUCCAGGAAAUGCCCGCCUCACAGUUGAAAAUGAGAUUGUGGUUGGAGAUCAUCUCUUCCCCAAAAAAACGCUGUUCCACCUGUGCCACUACGCCGUGUCCUAUGAUGAGAGCAUCUUCCCCAACCCCCACGCCUUCCUGCCGCAGCGCUGGCUCCGAGGAUCCGAGGAGAAGUCCAGGCAGCACCCGUUUGGGUCGGUGCCGUUUGGUUUUGGGAUCCGGGCGUGUCUGGGCAGACGGGUGGCUGAGCUGGAGAUGUAUCUCCUCCUGUCCAGGGUGAUAAAACACUACGAGGUGAGGCCGGAUCCUGCAGGAACCAUCGUCGAGCCGAUCACCAGAACCCUGCUUUGUCCCGCUAAACCGAUCAACCUGCAGUUCCUGGACAGACGAGCUGAGCAGGAUCAGCUGAGAGUUUCUGUGUGAGCUGGUUUAGUAUUCACACUGCGUCCCCCGCCUGUCACAGAGCACUUGUUUAGAGAACAUUCACACGAUGAGGACCGACCGGCUGGAAUGCACCUUAAACUGUGGCUUCACAGACAUGAGCUGAAUGAAGAUGUAAUAUGGUGUGCAGUGAGGAUCACAAAGCUUUAUGUUUCAUGUAGAUAUAAUUACGUUAACCCUGCAGCAGCUCCUCCAGGAGUUUAUUUAGUUUCAGUUUCAGAGACGUGUUUGUUCAGUUGUCAGGGCCGUUGCCUCGCAGCAGAAAGUGUCCUGAGUCCAAACCUAAUAACAAGCUGGGUCCUUUCUGUCUGCAGUCUGCAUGUUCUCCUCAUGUUUCUGUCAGUUUCAUCAAGUCUCCCCAAAACAACUAAACACAUCUGUAUUUUUAGUAAUGAUCAACAAAAGUGAUGAAAAGACCAAAAAUAAAAACUUGAAAUACUUAAAGCCUCCCCCACUCUCUCUCUGUGGCAUCAAAUCCAUGUCCAUCAGUUUCAACUGUACUGGGGCGCAGCAAAGAGGGGGGGGGUUUAGGGGCCCCAGCCCCCGAAAUUUUUCUUAAAAGCCCCUGAAGUCCGUAAAGAUAUUUAAUGUAACUGAAUAAAUGCUCUGAUGUUGUUCUUUUGUACAUGUUAAAAGAACACUUCACCCACAAACUGACCAUUUGGAUUUCAAAUACUUGUCACAUGUUUGUGUUUUGUGUCUUGCGACCGCGUCCCUCGGGCUGGUCCUGUGGGGGGUCCUGCAGGACUACAGAGUACUGGUUUUGCUGCUACGAGAACAUCCGGUC